AUGACCUACUUACACCUAAGCUUCUACGCAACAUUCACUUUAAGCGGCCUAGGCCUAGCCUUCCACCGAACACACUUAAUCUCCGCCCUACUAUGCCUAGAGAGUAUAAUACUAUCAAUAUACAUCGCCCUAGCCAUAUGACCAAUCCAAAUACAAGCAUCAUCCUUUACCAUCCUCCCUAUUAUCAUACUAACAUUCUCCGCUUGCGAAGCAGGGGCAGGGCUGGCACUACUAGUAGCCUCUACCCGAACUCAUGGCUCCGACCACCUUCACAACUUCAACCUCCUACAAUGCUAA
Molecule: messenger RNA, 297 nt
Organism: Pseudopodoces humilis (Tibetan ground-tit)
Lineage: Eukaryota; Metazoa; Chordata; Aves; Passeriformes; Paridae
Source: the annotation of a RefSeq genome assembly